Molecule: messenger RNA, 7579 nt
Organism: Neogale vison (American mink)
Lineage: Eukaryota; Metazoa; Chordata; Mammalia; Carnivora; Mustelidae
Gene: GPR137B
Product: G protein-coupled receptor 137B
Exons: 7
Coding region: 17-1213 (398 amino acids)
Biological process (GO): negative regulation of osteoclast differentiation; regulation of autophagy; positive regulation of TORC1 signaling
Cellular component (GO): lysosomal membrane
Source: RefSeq, a predicted model, not a curated record
CGGGCCGCGAGCGCAGAUGAGGCGCCCCCGGCCCCGCCGCGGCGUCCCGAGCCCGAUGGCGGCUCCGCCGUGGGACCCGCUCCGCAACGACUCUCUGCCGCCCACGCUGACCCCGGCCGUGCCGCCCUACGUGAAGCUCGGCCUCACCGUCGUCUACACCGCGUUCUACUCGCUGCUCUUCGUGUUCAUCUACGCGCAGCUCUGGCUGGUACUGCGCUACGGCCACAAGCGGCUGAGCUACCAGAGCGUCUUCCUCUUCCUCUGCCUCCUCUGGGCCUCCCUGCGGACCGUCCUCUUCUCCUUCUACUUCAGAGACUUCGUGGCGGCCAACGCGCUAGGCCCCUUCGUCUUCUGGCUGCUCUACUGCUUCCCUGUGUGCCUGCAGUUCUUCACGCUCACGCUCAUGAACCUCUACUUCACGCAGGUGAUUUUCAAAGCCAAGUCAAAAUAUUCUCCAGAAUUACUCAAAUACCGGCUGCCCCUCUACCUGGCCUCGCUCUUCAUCAGCCUCAUUUUCCUGUUGGUGAAUCUGACCUGCGCGGUGCUGGUGAAGACAGGCGGCUGGGAGAGGAAGGUCAUCGUCUCGGUGCGCGUGGCCAUCAACGACACGCUCUUCGUGCUGUGUGCUGUCUCCCUCUCCGUCUGUCUCUACAAAAUCUCGAAGAUGUCCUUGGCCAACAUUUACUUGGAGUCAAAGGGCUCCUCUGUGUGUCAAGUGACGGCCAUCGGAGUGACCGUCAUCCUUCUCUACACCUCCCGAGCCUGCUACAACCUGUUCAUCCUGUCGUUCUCCCAGAGCAAGAAUGUCCAUUCCUUUGAUUACGACUGGUACAAUGUCUCAGACCAGGCGGAUCUGAAGAACCAGCUGGGAGACGCCGGAUACGUGGUGUUCGGGGUGGUCCUCUUCGUGUGGGAGCUCUUACCCACCACCUUAGUCGUUUACUUCUUCCGAGUUAGAAACCCUGCGAAGGACCUUAGCAACCCUGGAAUGGUCCCCAGCCACGGAUUCAGUCCCAGAUCUUACUUCUUUGACAACCCUCGAAGAUACGAUAGUGAUGAUGACCUUGCCUGGAACAUUGCCCCUCAGGGACUUCAGGGAAGUUUUGCUCCAGACUACUAUGACUGGGGACAACAAACCAACAGCUUCCUGGCAUCAGUGGGAACUUUCCAACCAGACCCAGUUUUGGAUCCUGACAAACCAGGCCAUGGGUAGUAUCAGUCAACAAUUCUGUGGAAGAUUCCUCAAGUGAAGACCUUCAAAGAGAUUAACUUCAUGACAGCUGAAUUUUUAUAAGGCACUUUUCCUUAAGAAAUCAGACUUGAUUUUUGUUACAGGUUUCUAAUGGCUCCAUAGGACUAAGCAAUAAUUUAGAUUGAUAAAAUCUUAUUUUAGUACUAAAAAGUGAGCCUGGCUGCCUUUUUCAGUGGGUAUAAUUUAAACUUUAAAAAAAACUCUGUACUUUUAUAAAGAUGUAUUUUAUAUAACUUAAAUAAUAAUGCUAAAAUAUAUACUAGGAUUUUUUGAGAAUGUUAUUGCAAUAUAUGUUUGUAGUUUGCACGGACUUUUAUGCAUAAUCCACUUUAAAAGUCCACAGUACAUGGUCUGAUGGUUGUUUCAGGCUUUUGGACUAACGUAUCUUCAGAUCCUUACCUCUUCAGGCCGUGCAGGGGCUGAGCUGGGUAGAUUCGAAACCCAGCUGACAUCUAGAAAGUCAGUUUCGACUCCAGUGUUAAGUUAUACUGUAGCAGAUUAUCAACAGACUACAGACAAGGUAAUUGGCUCCUUCCUUCAAGUUCUUUAAGGUCCAGACGGUUGUUGUCUCAAAGAAUCUAAAUUUUGACAAAAAUGUUGUACUCCUUUGAGCAGGGCCCUAAUGUGUACCCUUCAGCCAUAAGUGGAUCCCUUAGAAGCAUGGAUAGAGCUGACCCACUGCUAAGCCUCCUCUGCUGUAUUCAGAACCUUUGCCUAGUUUUUCAGCCCAGGGAAAUCUAGGCUCCGUUACCUCAGUCCUUCCCAAGACAUCACCUUUCCCAAAUCACGGACCAUUCAUUCCAGUCCAGGAGCACAGGAGAGGUUCUCCGCCCUCCAUCCGGCAGGCUGUAUGCAGUCCUCAGUCUUCCUGCACUUUCCCACGUAUUUAAAAUAAUGGCCUGCAUUUCUAAGUGGCUCUGAAAUCAGGCUACUGGCAAUAGCAGCUUUAAAACGGGAGUUGCUCCCUGGUACCCAGGAGCACGAUUCCUGUCCCUCGGCCACGUGAAGAGGCACGUUUCAGACGACGGUUUCAGUGAACUCAGCUGGGACUCCAGCCCCGGUGCAAGUCUAAAACCUCCAAGAUCUAUCCAGGUACCAGUGCCUACGAUGGGAAACUGUGUCAGGAAGGUUAAAUGCUCGGAUUUUCUGUAAAACAGAAGGUCCUGGAGGAAGGAUGGUUACCAGUGAGAUGUGACCUGCUCCGCCUAGGAAUCUCACCUCUCGGGACAGGAGGAGGAGGAGGAGCAGAUGGACAGACAGUCAUGCUCUGCCUUCAGGGUGAAACCCAUUGCCAGUAUCUCUUAUUUCUCAUUAUGGUCUUCAGAAAGGAUUUCUCUCUGGGCAUUGAUUUCACAGAGAUCAAGUCUACUUCUCUUGAUGGUGAUUAAAAUUGCCAUCUCAAGUUGUAAAAAAUGGCUUGUGACUGGGUUUUUCAUUUGUACAGAAUGCCUUUGUCCUGCGUCAUCCAACACAGUAGUGUUCUUGCCUUUUAGUAUAUGGAAGAAUUGGGGUCACAUGUCAAAAUAGUGACUGUCAGAGCAAAUUCUAGACUGAAGCAAAAUUUGCACUGAUUAUUUGGGUUGCCUUAAAAUAUUGUAAGUUGUUGUUAUUCUAAAUAGCUUUAAGAACACCCUUACUUGUCAUGCUAUCUUUGUUACUAAUACUUAAGAGAAUUUAAAGGCAGACCAAGCAUAGACUUAAAAACUUUAAAUCAUGCUUUCAGAAAGUACUUCACAAUUAGGUCAUUCAAGGGUAGGUAUAUUUUUAAAAAUACAGUAAUAAAAAAAUCACUCAAAUCAUCCAAUUAUUACACUCAUGCUGUAUCAACACAUUAUCCUGUUAUUACUGGCAGGAAAGUCGCAAUAACCAGCAUUAAGUGAUAAAAGCCAUAAUCUCUUUUUAUGAUAAAGCUGCUACUAUUUGAACUAUCUUCUUACUGGAAAGGAUAAAAAUGUUCUAAGAGCUUAUUUUUCUCUUUCCCUUUUUAAAAAGUUUUGCUUAAGCACAAGUAUUUUAAAUACAUCUAGAAUAUUAAUAGGAUUGUAUUCAUCUUUUUCUCAUAGUAAAUGACCAUGUGUACCCUGUGAAACAUUAUAGGUAUGGUAGGUAUGAAAAGGGAAAUUAAAAUUUCUUCAGUUUCCUAAUUGUGUUACGGUGUUAAAUAGGUUCACUAACAAAACUUCUCCUUAAUGUGAAAUAUUAAAGGCCCAAAGAAGGCAAAGAACAGGGAUUACUGGUUAUAAAACACCGAAAACGUCCUGUUUUAAAGCAAAAUAAUGAAAUUAAAACCUUGGUCACUUGAAAGUUAAAAAUAUAUGGGGAAGAGGCAGUGUCACUGGAAAUUUUGUACGAAGUCUGAUUCAACACUAAAGGCUGCAUGGGAGUAUUUCUGGACACCUGCUAGAAACAGGCAUAAAAGGGGUCUUCUGCAGGUAAUUGUCUAAAAAUGCCAACUGAUUUGUGUAGAUAUCUUGCACUGGCUCUUUUUAUUAACCCAUUUAACUGAGCCACUGAUUACAACAUCCAGAGUACAUUACACAGGGACCUGUGGACUGUAAGGAGGGUUUUUUUUUUGUUUUUUUUUUUUUAACUUUUACAGUACAUACAUCAUAGUUAUGCCAGUUCUUUCUUGGAUGCAUCAGAUGUGUUGUUAAAACUAUGCUGGUUACCACGUUUAGUGGUGUAGAUCAUCAGGCACAUUCACUAGUAUGUCCCCAAAUAUCCUCUUUUCCCAAAAUCCAAUAGAAUUGCUCUUUAAUUCCUUGAAUAUUUAAUUCCUGUUAAGAGGAGAACAAGCAUUACUAAAUUCCAGAGCAUGAAAAGUGCUUAAAGGUUCUCAUUUAUAUUUAUAUAGUAGAUAUUACUAGAAUUUUUAUUUUUUAGAAUGAAUCUUUUUUUAAUAAGGGUAACCUUACAUGAGAAUUAAAUGGGUCUAAAUAUUUGUUUUUUUUAGCAUUUCCAACUGGAGAAACUUUAUUAAAAAGUCUUCACUUUAGAGGACUAUAUGAUAAAAUCUAGACAAGUGUAGGUCUGAUUGAAGACAUAUCUAAUACACUUUUCCAUUUUUUGUCCUGGGGAGAAUUUUAUUUAAAAAAAAAAAGUUCUAACGUGCAUAAUGCUAUUUAAGACUUCUCAUGGUCCAGAGGAGCUGCUGGAAAGGAUCAGGCUAAAAAGUGUGGAGUUCUCAUCAAAAACUCGAAUCCAAGUGAGGAAACAUUUAAAAAGGAAUGAAGGGAGUGGAGUUCAGUCAGUGUCUACCAAGUGCCUACUACAUGCCAGAUGCUGGGACGACUAGGGGUUUGCCAGUCUGUAAAUUCAGCCACAUCCUUCUUUUAACCCUACUUUAGAGCCCAGUGGGGAUAUAUGGAAAGCCCUUGCACUAAUGGGUCAGAAUACCAGGAAGUAUGCCAAAGCUGUACCCGUGCCCCCAACCUAGAUCUCUGUGCCGCUCUCUGGGCCUGGGCACUGAGGCGGGUUCCUUCAGUGCGGAGCUCUGCCUGGGUCAUCAAGUAGGGAUCAAAGUCCUCAGAUUCAAAUCCACUGAUUCAGCAGCUCCUAGUGGUAUCUGCCUGUUUCCUCUAAAGCCAGAUUUCUUUCAUCUGUUCCUUGACCUGGGACUGACACCUGUCCUCUACUUUUCCAGAAACAGGUUAAUUCCCCUGUAGCCUCCAGACUGGUCUUCCCUUUUGCAUCCUGGUUGCCCGACUACUUGGAGCAUUAGACAUGAUCUCCAGAACGUAUUUCCUGCCUCUGAACUUUGGUGUAGUCGGAACAGACCAGACGCCUCCCCAUCUAGAUUUGUGACCUCCUCCUCUUUAGUCCAUGUCAGCCUCAACGUCCCUCCCUUUCUCUGAACCUCAGUUUCCCAUGAAUCUUAUUAACGUGCAACUGUCCCUCUGGUCCCUAGUCAUGGUGCUCCUUGAAGGCAUUAAUUGAGAUAUAAAAAGGCAUGUCUGGGUUAAACAGAUGGUUUGCCAGGGACAUUUUGUGUUGCUGAGGAUCCUUGGCUGUCCCCGUACUGAAUUCACUAGCCCAGAGCCUAGGCUUUAGGUCUGUAGACUCAAUACCUACCCAAGGGAGAACACUUACCAUUUAAAGGUAUCUUCUGUGAAGGAAAUCCAUAUGGAAAGUGACAUAAUGUACCCAGGUGCUGGCUGAAGAACUGCAGACUCUGACCCAGGAGAGUUAGUUAGAUGGUUUUACUCUGCGACAACGGGUUGGCACCAUUAAGCUGACACUAAAUUUCACUCACACUGAGAGCAUCGUCUCACUGAACAGGUUUCCACUUGCUAUUCCUCUUCAGCUGGUCUGUUCCUCUCUGGUGAGCUCUCACUGUGAACCAGAGCCAGCCUAGUUAGGUUACAGAAUUCAUAAGCUGCCUGAUGGCAGGGAUAUCUGUAUUUUAUUCACUGCUACAUUCCCAGCAUGUACAACAGUGAAUGGUCAAAUCCUGUUCUUGUGGUAGGCCAUGUCUUUUUUUUUUAAAGGUAACUUCUUUCACUUGCACUUUCAUCCAGUGAGUGGAUUAGGCAACUAUAAUACUCAUGUAAGGGCCUAUCCCUGUUUUCUCAGAUAUCCAACUUUUGGGUAGAGAAUUCAUAAUGGAAUAAAAAAGGACAUAAGGACUUUACAUAAGGAUAGUCUCUGGGAAUGAUCUGAGAACUCAAUCUUAAAACAGAAGCACUGAGAUAAAAUUCUGUCUAAACAGGCACCUCACGUCCUGUCUCUGCCCUCGCGUGUUUGGGCACCGGCAAAUAGAAUCUUGAAAUAACACAACAGGGAGUAAAAAGUAGAUCUUUAUCUGAUAAAGUAUAAAAUUAAGAGAAUAGGGACACACUACAGGGGUUAAAAGUGCAACUCUCAAGAGGAAACACUGAACGGGGCAGAGUUCCAGCAUGAUCUAUAGGUUAAAGAAUUUUUUUUAAAAGCUCAUAUAGAAUACUCAAGGCCAGCUAAAGAAAACUGCUUUUACAAAGGGCAGGAGGUGUUGGAGCGAAGAGAAGAUAUAUAACCACAGACCCUGAGUAAUUAAAAUGACUGCGGUCCUGGUGUCUGAGUGAAUAGACCAGUGAAACAGAAAGAGAACCAACCCCGGUGCGGAGCUAAUGCUGUGUGCAAUGUCAUAUACGAUAAAUGUAGCAUCGCAAACCAGGGAGGAUGGGACAGACUGUCCCGUAAUAAUUGGUCACCCAAUUAUUCCCAUGGCAUUGGUAUAUCCAAUGGUAUUGGAAUAAUUGGGUGACCACCUAGGAAACCUAAUUAGGCUGGAUCCAUAAUUUACACCCUACAUGGGGGACACACUUCAAAGGGAUCAAAACUUAGAUCGAAAAACCAUGAAAGCUCUAAAAGAAACUGUAGGUGAAUUACUGCCGUAUGAGGAAGGUGUUCAAACUAUGACUCAAAGUCCGGAAGCCACUGAGAACCUGAGAAAUUAAAAAAAAUUGCAUAACAAAAACCAUCAUAAGCCAAGUCAAAAGACAGACACCAAACUGAAAAAAAAAAUAGAGCUCCUCACAAAGGAUUACCAUCUGUAAGCAGUACUCCUAGAAACUGAUAAAAGAUCAACAAUCCAGUAGAAAAAUGGGCAACAUUAUGAACACAAGUAACUACAAGCGAAUCUUAAACAUGUUGAAGGGAAUCACUCUCAUUUGUAAGAAAAACAGAAACUAAAACACAAUGAUAUGUAAUUUUGUAUUGAUCAGAAUGGCAUCAAACCCAGGUCUACAGAGGUAAGGGGGUGGGUUAGCAGGUGCGGUUUUAAUUGCAGGUGGAUAUGAGGACCGGUAACUGCCUCUAGGGAGGGAAAUAUUCUAUCAUGGUCUGCGACCCCAAAAUUCUAUUUUGGGGACUUUAUUCUACAAGUACAUAUUUAUGUGUGAAAUGACAUAUACACAAGGUCUGGAAACAAUCCAAUGCUCAUUCACAGGGGAUUGGUUAAUUAAACAAUUAUACAUUCAUAGAAUGGAAUACCAAGCAGUUGCUAAGAAAAGAAAACUUUAAGUAAGCUGUCUAGGGAGGUGGGAAGACUACCAUGAAAACUAAAGUGAGUAAAAGCAAAUGGUAUGUAUAGGGUGCCCCUCUGGGUAAAAAUGAGAGGGAAAAACUAAGACUUUCCAUUUGUAUUUGUUUGUAUAUGCCUAAAAAUGUAUGGAUGGAAACAUAAGGAACCAAGAACCGAGUCACGGGGCGAGGGGUUGGGGGAGAUAUGCAGUAUGGACGAGGGGCCAAGGACAGGAAGACAUUCCACUGUAUAGCCUUUCCUAUUUCUUGGUCUUUGAACCAUGCGAAUGUAUUACCUAUUUGAAAAAUAAAGGAGAUUUAAAAAGC